Messenger RNA from Metarhizium album ARSEF 1941, 972 nucleotides. RefSeq names its product zinc finger protein RTS2. The transcript has a single exon. Bases 1 to 972 code for a protein of 323 amino acids. Gene Ontology annotation, cellular component: nucleus. Lineage: Eukaryota; Fungi; Ascomycota; Sordariomycetes; Hypocreales; Clavicipitaceae. Gene Ontology annotation, biological process: DNA replication; DNA damage response. Gene Ontology annotation, molecular function: double-stranded DNA binding. The record is from RefSeq and is a predicted model, not a curated record.
AUGCCAAAGGCCGAAGUGGGAUCUACCAAGCAUCUCUCGAACAAGCUGAAGAGCAAAGGGCUCCAGCGUCUAAGAUGGUACUGCCAAGUCUGUGAGAAACAAUGUCGCGACGCGAACGGGUUCAAGAUGCACACGCAGUCGGAGAGCCAUGUGCGGCAAAUGCUCAUCGUCGGCGAGGAUCCCAAAAAGUUCAUCAACCAAUACAGCGACGAGUUCCUCAAGCAUUUCCUGCAGCUGUUAAAGACUGGCCACGGCGAGAAACAAGUGCACAUCAACCAAUUCUACCAAGAGUACAUUGCGAACAAGGAGCACAUCCACAUGAAUGCGACAAAGUGGCCGUCAUUGACGGAGUUUGCCAAACACCUCGGCAGAGAGGGGAUUUGUCGCGUGGAGGAAACAGACAAGGGAAUCCACAUCUCGUGGAUUGACAACUCCCCAGAAGCCCUGAAACGACAGGAAGCAUUGAGGCGGAAAGAGGCUCAAGAUCAGGGCGACGAGCAGUUGGAGCAAAGAAUGAUCAAGGAGCAGAUUCGACGGGCGCAAGCUAAUGCGGCGAAUCGCGAGGGGAAACCCGAAGAUGGGGAGGAUCGCGAGUUGAAGCGCCAACAAGAUCAGAAGAUCACCCUGUCGUUUGGGUCGAAGCCAAAACAGGAAGCGUCGAAACCGCCCAGCGGAGAAUCCCCAUCGGAGCCUUCCGCAUCACUUGAUCUCAAGGGUGAAGAGGCCAAAGCAGCUGGUUUCGGCGGUGUGUCCAUGAAACUCGGUGGCAAACCACAAACCAAGAACGUAUUCGCGCAAGCAAAGAAGAACGCACUAGCAGGCGGCCCCAAGAAGAACGCCAAGAUCGAACAACCAAAAAAGAUGAGUGAGGCGGAGAGAAUCAUGCGCCAAGAGAUGGAUAAGAAGAGAUCACGAGAAUCAGCAGGGUUAGGAUCCAACAUGUCGUCCGAGAAGAAGCAGCGCAGUAGCUGA